This is a messenger RNA of [Torrubiella] hemipterigena, 1017 nucleotides long. Lineage: Eukaryota; Fungi; Ascomycota; Sordariomycetes; Hypocreales; Clavicipitaceae. The record is from the annotation of a GenBank genome assembly.
AUGUCGCCGCCCACAGAGCCCAUCCACAUCACUUACAUCAAUGGCCCGGAUGUUGCCGCCUUGAAUCUCACCAACGAGGAGAUUCUCGGGGCCAUUGAGACAACUCUCGAUGCGCAGGGCCGCAAAGAAACUGUCAUUGAGCCUCGUGUUCAUCUUGUGCCGCGUGACUCUGCAAAGGGCCACUUCAACGUCUUGCGCGGCGUCGUGCAUCCUCUCCAUGUCGCAGGCGUCAAAGUGGUCAGCGACUUUGUCGACAAUUACAAGCUAGGCUACCCCUCCGAGUUUGCGUUGCUCAAUCUGUUUGACCCAGAGACGGGCGUGCCUAAGGCAGUCCUGGAUGCAACAAGUAUCACUGACAUGCGCACUGGCGCCGUCACAGCGCUCGGUGCAAAGCACCUAGCUCGCAAAGACGCCAAGAUCCUGGGACACAUUGGCGCACGCGGAAGUUCGUACUGGAAUAUCCGACUCAUGGCCAGUUUGUUUGACUUUGACGAAAUCCGUAUACACUCGAAGCGCAAGGAGAGCAGAGAGGCUCUGGGAGCACGGCUAGAGAAGGAACUAGGACGGCCCAUCAGCGUGCUGGAUAAUUGGGAGGACACCAUCAAAGGUGCGGACAUUGUAGUGGAGGCAUCCCGACUCACAGCACCAGAACCGCUGCUGAAGACAGAAUGGAUUAAGAAAGGUGCAUUGGUUAUGCCGUAUGGCACAAUGAGUGCAUUAGAGCUUUCCCUCACGGAUAUUAUGGACAAGAUGCUUGUGGACGAUUGGAGCCAGUGUCGCAAGGGAUUGCCGCUUGGUGCGCUGCGCCAGCAUGUGGACAAUGACAAACUGACAGAGGAGAAUCUACACGCGGAAUUCGGCCAAGUGGUUGCGGGAAUCAAACCAGGUAGAGAGUCAGACGACGAGACGAUACUGUUUUGGCAUCGCGGCCUCAGUCUAAGCGACAUUGCGUUGGGAAGUGCCAUUCUGGAAAAGGCAGCCAAGCUCAACAUUGGCCAGCAAUUACGAUACGCUUAA